Closterium sp. NIES-65 is the source of this 594-nucleotide messenger RNA. The record is from the annotation of a GenBank genome assembly. Lineage: Eukaryota; Viridiplantae; Streptophyta; Zygnematophyceae; Desmidiales; Closteriaceae.
AUGCGCCCUCUCGCCUCCCCUUCAUGCAACCUCUCGCCUCCCCUUCAUGCGCCCUCUCGCCUCCCCUUCAUGCGCCCUCUCGCCUCCCCUUCAUGCGCCCUCUCGCCUCCCCUUCAUGCGCCCUCUCGCCUCCCCUUCAUGCGCCCUCUCGCCUCCCCUUCAUGCGCCCUCUCGCCUCCCCUUCAUGCGCCCUCUCGCCUCCCCUUCAUGCGCCCUCUCGCCUCCCCUUCAUGCGCCCUCUCGCCUCCCCUUCAUGCGCCCUCUCGCCUCCCCUUCAUGCGCCCUCUCGCCUCCCCUUCAUGCGCCCUCUCGCCUCCCCUUCAUGCGCCCUCUCGCCUCCCCGUGCCCGCCAGCCUGCUGCAAGCAGCGGAGGACAAGUGGCGGCAGCAGCAGGAGGCGGUGCGGGUGGCGGUGGCGAACCUGGGGCGGGCGGAGAGGGAGGUGCAGCUGCUGGGGGACGAGGUGGACGCGCUGAGCGACCUCGUGGAGGAGGCUGCUGUGCGCCUCGCGCACCACGCGCCCAUGUUAAGAGGCCUGCCCGGGAUGCUGGAGCUCGUGGAAGCCAUGAGGGCUGCUGCUCUCAGGCGGGCGUGA